UUGCUUGGUGAGAAGUUGUACGGCUCUCAUUUUUUUCUUCACAGUUUUGAUACUCUCUCUUUUCUCACCAUCAGCCUCAACCGCCCACCUCUCUCCAUCUCGGCUUCUCUCUCUUCACUCCAACCAAAACCACAACAACCACUUCAUUUCAUCUUUCUCUCAAAUUUCAUACUCCCUUGGCCAUGGAAAAGAAACUCAACAAAUCUCUGACCGUUUCAAUGACGACUCGCUCUCCAUAACUUCAAAAACAACACUCUCGUUCCUCUCUCUCUUCCUGAAUUUCAACAAUACUCUCACCUUCGUCAUCAACACUUGAAAAUUCCUUUCUCUUCCCCGCGGAUUCUGUCGUGCCUCCGAGUUACAUGUUUCGGUCAAGGUAUCCAACAUAAGCAUCUCCAUUACUCAAGAGCUCUGAGUUUAUUUCUCACAGAUCAAGAUUCAGUUAAGAUCUAGUUUCAUCACCUCAAAAGUUCAUGGAGGGGUAGAGUUUUCUUAUUCUUUCGAUUCAAGAACCUCCUUCAGGUUAGUUUCAAAAUGCAGACGCAUUCUGUAACAAGAUUUCGAGAUUGGCGAAUAAGCGGCAAUUUAAAUUCAGUUAGAAAUCAAGGAGAAGGAGAAUCCUGUUUUGCUUUUGCAUCAUGUGCGGCGGUGGAAUUUCUGUAUCACCGCCACCCAAAUUUUGAACAAAGGGUGUUGCUAUCACCUCAAGAUCUAUGGAACAAUUUAGUAGAUGUGAACCUUCUAAUGGGGGCUGAUGAUGAUGAGGACGAUUCUGAUGGUGCUGAUGAUGAUGAGGACGGUUCUAAUGAUGAUGAGGACGAUUCUGAUGGUGCUGAUGAUGAUGAGGACGGUUCUGAUGAUGAUGAGGGUGGCUGUAGCAUUCCCUUGGCUUUAGAAUGGAUAAGAGACCAUGGUUGUGUAUUGGAAGAAGACUCUCCAUACUUGGAAGUACUUCAACAUCCUCUACCUUUAAACGAGCGUCUGGUUAAAAUGAGAAUAGAAACUGUUGUUCCGGUACUAAGUAAGAAUAUGGAAUAUGAUGUAUUUCAUUAUGGACCUGUGAUUGUGAGCAUAGAUUGGAUUCGUGAAAUGGAUCGCAUAUCCGGGGAUGAGAUAUAUCAGGGACCUCGUCAUGCCUCUGCAUUUGAUCCAACACUAGUAACACACCAUGCUGUGCUUGUAAUAGGUUUUGGAGCUAGAAGAGUUGAAAAUGAGCUUGUCCAGUUCUGGAUAAUCCAGAAUUCUUACGGACCUGAAUGGGGACAUAAUGGAUGCGCCAAGUUUACUCGAGCUAAAAUCCACAACCGUUAUCUUAUCAACGACGGUUGGAGACCUGCAGGCGUAACAAAUCUUGAUGGAAACGGAAUUGAAUAUGAAGUGUGA
Molecule: messenger RNA, 1383 nt
Organism: Vicia villosa (hairy vetch)
Lineage: Eukaryota; Viridiplantae; Streptophyta; Magnoliopsida; Fabales; Fabaceae
Exons: 5
Coding region: 535-1383 (282 amino acids)
Cellular component (GO): lysosome
Molecular function (GO): cysteine-type endopeptidase activity
Source: RefSeq, a predicted model, not a curated record